CGUAACGUUAGUCACCUGCUUCCAGCUUGGAAACUUGCUCCUUUUCAUAAAUCUCUCCAAAACAAACAUUUUCAAAAUGCAAAUUAUUCAAAGUCACUGUUCAGCGCACAAUUUUACCAUGCAAGCAGAAGUGCUGUUAUUGGUAAGAGAGCAGACGGAGUGUGAUUGGCUGUGGGAUCACUCCAUUUUGGAAACAGCUGUUUAAAGCCCCAUACUAUCCCUCCUCAUUGUUUUCAAUAGACUGUCAGAGGAGCGUUGGAUUUGACUUGGAAUCUCGGAACAGAUCAAUAGAAAUCCACAGAAUCUGUGUGUGGAAUGUGGGAAUAGCGUUUUGAAAUGAAGGGGAAUCCCGACAAAGAGUGAAUGGCGUAGUAACAAGUGGAAUAAAGUGAAGCGGAUCAAGGUGUAAUGAGAGGGCAGUUUGUGAGCAGAUGAUGGACGUUGAGGCGUCAUAUUCAGAGUUCAUAAACUGUGAUCGUACCGGUCGCAGGAACGCAGUGCCAGACAUUAAAGGAGAGGCAGCAGUGGUGGGGACCAGUGAACUAACCAAAGACAUGGCUCAGAUAGACCUGAAAGCUGCAGAGGGAGAUGCUUCUGGAUCUCCAGCCCCUGAUACAGAGGCCUCCGGGAGCCAGGACAAUCAGGGGACGGAGGGACCGUCAUAAGGAUCGAGAAUGACUCGGAGGAGAGAGGAAAGCUGAGGAGUUCUCUCCUUUUCUCAUCAAAAUUCUCCUCAUCUUUGCUCAUUGGGCAGCAGUGAAGAGUUCCUCUCAUAGACUGCCAUUAAGGUGGAUGUCCACCCAUUGCAUGCUCUUGAGUGCCUAAGAGACAGAUGGAGAAAACACUGCCUUUGCAAACACCACUAAAUGGGACGAAUCUGUCAAGGACUGUAUUCAUUCACAGCGCUGAGUGAGGGGAAGUUGUUUUUUCUUACAGAGGUUGAACAGAAGCACAGGCGUUUUGAUAUUUUUCCAACCUAAACUUAAACUAAACAGUUCAAUCUCAUGUUGAGCUACUGUAUACUAUAAAGUACCAAAUAUAGCCUUUUUGUUACAGCCUAUGACAUGGAUGGCUCAAUUUUAUUUUACCUUUUUUUUUUUUUUUUUUUAAACAAUGACCACUACAGUUGAAGGAGGUCUGAUUAUAUUCUCAAAUAUUGCCUGAGGUCAGAAGAGAUUUGUUUCUGUACUUCAAUACAUACUGUAACACAAAUGUAACUUAAUUAACAAUAUUUAUGUAGUAUCUAAGUUACUGCUUUCUGCUUCUGACACUGUUUUGUGGUUUUUGUCAAACUCUCAAGAAACACUUGUUGAAACACAUUGCAUUUAUAUAGUGACUAUAAAUGGAAGUACCUCAAAAUAAACAGGAAUGACGUUA
Molecule: messenger RNA, 1377 nt
Organism: Megalobrama amblycephala (Wuchang bream)
Lineage: Eukaryota; Metazoa; Chordata; Actinopteri; Cypriniformes; Xenocyprididae
Gene: pkig
Product: protein kinase (cAMP-dependent, catalytic) inhibitor gamma
Exons: 3
Coding region: 432-665 (77 amino acids)
Biological process (GO): negative regulation of cAMP-dependent protein kinase activity
Cellular component (GO): nucleus; cytoplasm
Molecular function (GO): cAMP-dependent protein kinase inhibitor activity
Source: RefSeq, a predicted model, not a curated record